Messenger RNA from Closterium sp. NIES-65, 1476 nucleotides. The record is from the annotation of a GenBank genome assembly. Lineage: Eukaryota; Viridiplantae; Streptophyta; Zygnematophyceae; Desmidiales; Closteriaceae.
AUGGCUGCGUGCGACGUUGCUGCGAUGCAACGCUCUGGCCUCAGGCUUGUGCUCGCUGCUGCGCUGGCUGCUCUCAUACUCUCAGCGUGUACGCCCAGGGCCGCGGAGGCCCUGCGCCUGGCAUGCACGGAUCGCAGCUGCGGCGCCAACGCGAGGGCGGCGGAAGCCCUGCGCCUGGCAUGCACGGACCGCAGCUGCGGCGCCAACGCGAGGUGCCUCAAGAGCGUGGCGGGCUGGGCGGACUGCGUCUGCGACAGGGGCUUUAAGCUGCUGCCCAACGCCUCCUGUGCGCGUGAGUGCCUCACCUUAGAGAUUUCUCAAAAGGUACUGCGUGUGCGACAGGACAGAGGCUUCAAGCUGCUGCCUAACGCGUCCUGCGCGCAGGUGUGCACGAGUGCGGACUGUGGGGAGAACGGGUACUGUGAGGAGGAGCAGGAGGGGGGGCGCACCACCUGUCGCUGCAACACUGGCUUCACCAAGACCGCGGACGGCUGUGUUGACACGUGUGUGCUCCUGGAGUGCGGUGAGAACGGCCAGUGCGUUAAGGAUGAGGAGGGGGUGGCGUCGUGUGUGUGUGACGCUGGCUUCACCCUGCGAGACGAUGGCAAGUCGUGCGCUGGGCUCCACCCGUCGUCCUGCCACCUGCUGCCAGCAACCGCCGCUGCCCACGGGGCCAAGAGAAGGACGCCGAGGGCAACUGCGUUGGUGGGUGCUAGUGCUGUCGGAACGUGUGCACGGGACUGUGGGGAGAACGCCUACUGUGAGAAGGAGCAGGAGCUGGCUGUGUGUCACUGCAACUGGGGCUACGCCAUGACCGACACCGGCUGUGUUGACACGUGCAUACUGCAAGCAUGUGGUGAGAACGGCCGCUGUGUGAAGGACGAGGCGGGGAUGGCGUCUUGUGUGUGUGACGUUGGUUUCACGCUCAUGGGUGAUGGCAGGACAUGCACUGAUAAUUGCAUCCUUAAGAGGUGCCAGGCGCUCACGUCGGAUUGUAUGAAGUAUGAGGAUGGCACAGCGUACUGUGUGUGCAAGCCAGGCUACACACUGCUCUAUGGCACCUGUGUUGGGCCGGCCACGUGUGGCAACUGCCCGUCCCUGGCCACAUGCACGCUGGUCUCCUCCACCAGAAAGGCUCCUUACUGCGUCUGCCCUGCUGGCUUUGGCAUGACCGCCACUGGUUGCGUCCGUGGCGCCCUUCCAACCGUGUCCUCUGCGAGUCUCACCUUCUACAACCAGCCGGGGCUUACCUUGACGCCCUCCACCUACACCUUGCGCGUGAGGUACUCCAGAUGCACCAACCUGCCUUCGACAAUCGGUCUCAACGUGCGGUCAUACUGGCGGGUGGACCGGGCACCGGGAGGGGCGGGGCACUGCCAGUUUGUCAACGCGUAUCGCUUUGCCAACUGCGUUACGCAGGUGGCUCAGCUGCCUGCCCUCUCACUCUCCGGCAUCGCUGCAGCAAGUGUCUCGUAA